AUUUAUUUUCAUUUUGAAUGGAGAAGAAAGAGAUAGUUGAAAGAAAAAAGAAGACCUCUACUUCUAUAAGCUUUAGACUGAGAGUUGUGUGAAGAUCACAAGCAGUCCAGCAAUAUGGUUUCCGGCACAGUAACAUCAGAACAUGGUUGUGAUCGGGAUGAGUUUGACAGAGAUAACCGAGAAACAGCCGAGUCGGUGUCACUCGACUGUAAGGAAGACUCUUGUUGUUUAAGAGUGAAAACUGAUCCUGUUGCUAUUGAGCAUGAUGCUAAUAUAGCAGCACCAGUGUCUUCACAUUUGGAUGAUGUUAACAGAAUUAAAGUGUCUUCAAAAUUGCUCAUUUCUGAAGAGAGUAAAUCAUCUGACGGUUUAGAGAAGACAGAUGGGUGCAGGGGAAAAUCAGUGUCUUCAGAUUUGGAAGAUGUUACCAGAAUUAAAGUGUCAUCAAAAUUACUCACUGUGAAAGGUCCGAAGUCAACGGAAUUACUCAAUUCCGAAACUCGUAAAUCAUUUGAAGAUUUACAGAAGACAUAUGGGUGCUGGGUAAAGUCAGAAUCGCUACCUCCAUUCAGUGAUCUUUCAUGUUCAUUGUGGGCAGAUUACCAGAGCACUGACAAUCUAGAAAAAGACAAUCCUAGUGAUGCUGUUAAUCAAAGAUUACAUGAACCUAUAUCAAGAGAACAUAUUGCAAAAUGUGAACCAAAACAUAAUACUGAUCAAAUUGAUACAACAUCUGCUGAGGUAGGUUCAAUUCAGGAUACAGGAAUGGAUUCCUUUCAAAAUAUUUCACGUAAGGAAAAUAAUUCUGCUGAAAUUUGGACUAAAGACAUAGCUAACCUAGGACCAAGUCUUAUAGCAUCAGAAAGCAGUCCAGAUAUUGUAGAGAAGAAAGAUAAUACUGAUGACAUUUGUCCUUUGGCAGUAGAGGGCAAUCCAAAGUUUGAACUUGAAACGGAAAAUGCUGGUGAUAUAUGUACGGAAGAUGCAGCUGGUGUCAAAAUAAAUUUGCCUGUGUCAUUACAACACAAUCCAAAUUCUACAGCUGUAUCUAAAUAUCUAUCAGACAUAUGUACCUUGCCAUCUGUCCCAGGGUCAGCAGUGAGUUCCUUGUCAUCAGUUCCUGAUGACGUCUCUACCUCUUGUUCUAUCUGUGGAAAGGAGUUUUACUCAUCUCGCUACAUCGAAGGACACAUGCGAACUCACACCGGAGAAAAACCGUUUCAUUGUCGUGUGUGCGGUCGGGGAUUUUCCCUCAGCCAGAACAUGUCGAAGCACAUGAGAAUUCACACUGGGGAGAAGAAUUACAACUGUCCCCACUGCGGGAAGCUGUUCCGCGACAGCCAGUCGAUGAAGCGGCACACACGGAUUCACACCGGAGAGAUGCCAUACAAGUGUGACGUGUGCGCACAGAGCUUCAGAUACAGGGAGAUGUACAUCCAACACAUGAAAGACCACUCGUUUCUUGUCACACAGCGCCGAAAGGGACGACCACGUAAUCCGGUUCCUAGUAGCAGCAGCAAGCAGUUGGAAAAUGUUAAAGAUAGAGAUUGGAUUGCUAAGAAUGUGUUUCAGGAAUCAUUAAAACUGACGAACGACAUGGCAGUGUCCAGUAACAGUGGCACGCCAUUGGAAAAUGUUAAACAUGGAGAUGUGAUUACUAAGAAUGUGCUUCAGGAAUCAUUAAAACUGAUGAACGACAUGACAGUAUCCAGUAGCAGUAGCAAGCCGUUGGAAAAUUUUAGAGCCGGAGAUGUUAAUGCCAAAAAUAAUGAGGAAAUGGGUAUUAACCAGGUUGUCACAAAUUGUAGUGAUACCAGUACUUUGAUACAGAGUGCGUCGGGAAUCGGUAAAGCUGGCAAAAGACGUGACAGUCUUGCUAAAGAUUCGAACAAGAAAGGCAAGCGGAAGCGGAAGCGAAAGUCUACAGGUGAUAAUUCGAAGAAGAAGCCUAAUAUUGGAAGCAGCGAAUACGUUAUGUCUUGCAUGGAUAUUCUGAACUCGAUAGAACAGAGCAAGUUCCAGAUGUGGGCUGCAUGGCAGCAGCAGUUGUUAUAUGCUCACCAUGUUGCUGCGCCUGCAGAUGAGGCACUCAACUUGUCCACACCUAAAGCACCUGCUGUUAAUGGUCAUUACCACAAAGCAGUAGAUACAAAAACUAGCUCUGUAUUUUCUGCUACAAAGGAAAAAGGUAGUAAAAACAAAAGGAAACCAUAUACAGCUUUAAAGCAUAAAGCAUCAUAUUUAUCCUGUUUUGGCAGUGAUAUAUUCCGUGACAAAAAUGGAUCAGUAGAUGUUUUUCUACCAUCUGUUGCUUUGGAUCUAACAGUGUCAUCUGUAUCUCGUCUUACGACUGAAGCAUCAUCUGUAAGAUUAACACCUGCAUAUUCUACCGAAAAGCAAAUGACUUUCCCUAAAGACAAAGACAACAUAUCGGCAAAUUCACAGUUUAUGGUAUCUUCACCAGUUACAGCUGAUGCACCAAAUAUUGAUUCUACCAAUUCUGUAGCUGUGUGUAUGCAAGGAAUUGAAACUGAUUUGCAAGAAGAUGAAAAUUUAGUCAAUGCUAUAGGACAAUCUCGGAAUAACAGUACUAAUUCUGUUGCUAGAAGAUGUGGUGAACCAUUAAAUGAAGAGUUUACAGUUCCAGAUAUUGUCGACGCUCCAGUAACAUCCAAAGAAGACACUAAUGUGAUAAGAGCUGUGAACAUUUCACAUCUUGAGUUGUCAUCUGAGUUUUCGAAUGAUACAAGAACAUCUGAAAAGAAAUACGGUAUAUCUGUUUCUCAGCUAAAGGAUGCCAAAAUAUGUAGUGAUGUUUUGUUACAAGUACCAAAUGGAUUGAAAUCACAGUAUCUUCAUUCAAAUUGUGAAAAAUCUGUUCCCCAGGAUCUAGUGGUCACAGUCCAAAAUCUGCCAAUGGUUCAUCCUCAUGAACUUGAUAUCAGACAGGAUAAAGCAGCUGAUCAGAAAAAUGGCACCUCAGAGUGUAAUAAGGAGUUUUGUGAUAACUCAUUUGUCGGAAGUAGUGCAGCAGAAUUCAAUGUGCAAUGGCCAGUAGGUGCAUUAGGUUUACCAAAUACUCAGCUUACAAAAAAUGCAGCUUCACAAAAUACUGCUUCUCCCACAGGAUUAACCGCAAAUGAUACUCGUCCUGCUACUAGUUUUCAAGAAGGUACAACUUCACAAGAUACUCCAAUUUUCCAUAAUACUCAACAUCCCAAAGAUGCUGCUUCUCCCAGAGGUUUGACUGCAAAUGAUACUCAUCCUGCUACUCAUUUUCAAGAAGGUACAACUUUACAAGAUAAUCCAAUUUUCUAUAAUACUCAACAUCUCAAAGGUUCAAGCUACUAUGAUAUUAAUCUUCCAAAAGUUACAAAUUCACAUCAAUGUCUAGAAGUAACUGCAAAUGAUGCUACUCAUUUUCAAGAAGCACAAGAUACUCCAAUUUUCUAUAAUACUAAACAUCCCAAAGGUUCAAGCUACUAUGAUAGUAAUCUUCCAAAAGUUGCAAGUUCACAUCGGCGUCUAGAAGUAGUUGUGUGUGAAUGUGAACUAUGUGGAAAGAGAGUGAAGAGUCGAAGCUACCUGCUGAUCCACAUGAGGACGCACACUGGCGAACGGCCUCACAAGUGCAGCGUGUGUGGGCAGGGAUUUGCUGUUUCGCAAAACAUGUACAAGCACAUGCGCAUUCACACGGGGGAGAAGAGAUAUUCGUGUGUGCACUGUGGCAGGGUGUUUCGCGACAGUCAGUCGAGGAAUCGACAUGUCCGGCUGCACACGGGUGAGAAACCAUACAGGUGCGACGUCUGUGGAGACAUGUUUUUGUACAAGCACAAACUGGAUAAUCACAACAAGAAACAUCACUUGCAGAAAAGAAACAUGCAGUCCGGGGUUUCACAGAAAGUCAAGACUAGUAUGGUAACAGAGGAAUCAGUCGGUUUUGAAGCUUUACAGAAAUCCAGUGCUGAUGUUAUUCCUUUAAAAUCCAGCAGUGUUGAAGUUCCAUUCAGAACCGACAGUUGCGACAUGAUUCGUAAAACGAUCACAAAUAUAACUCAGAAACUCAGCAGUGAAUCAGAUCCACAGAAAUCCAGUGGUAUUGGAAUUAGAAAAAAAUCUAGAAUUCAGAUGCUUCCACAAAAAAACAUGGGUCAUGAAUCAACAAGUCUAGCAGAAUCACAAGCGUCCAGUUACCACAUUAAUAACAGAUUAGGCAGUCAUCCACUUCAACUGAAAUCCAACGGUCAUGUAGUUGAAUUGAACCAUAACCCACUUCCAAUGAAAACCAACGGUCAUGUAGUUGAAUUGAACCGUAACCCACUUCCAAUGAAAUCCAACGGUCAUGUAGUUGAAUUGAACCAUAACCCACUUCCAAUGAAAUCCAACGGUCAUGUAGUUGAAUUGAACCGUAACCCACUUCCAAUGAAAUCCAACGGUCAUGUAGUUGAACUAAGCCGUCAAGAGAUUCUACGCAAAUCCAGUUACAACAGGUUACCUUGGGUACCUCAUUGUGAUGUCGGUGAGUCGAAGUUCACACAUAGCAAAGGUUUGUUGAAUCACCAGAACGCGCCACUAAAACAAGAAAAUUGCUGCACCAUCUGUGAGAAAGAAUUUGAUACGGGGGAAUUGCUAGAUAAGCACUUAAAGAGUCACAGUGGAUGUCUGUUGGAACCAGGGUGUCAUAUAUGUUGUGAGUGUGGUGAAGUGUUUGAUUACAAGGCAGAGCUUCUAACCCAUGUACUUAUGCAUAAACUAGAAGAUACUUUACAGUGAGUUAUUUGUCAGGAAAACUUUUACGUUUAGCCAUCAUCUUGAUUUAAAGAUUCAUGUGAAUGUGUGCCAAUAGAACUAUGACUUUGUGAGGAGCAUCUGUGAGGAGACGUAGCCAUUAUUGUAUUGAGACAAUGUGAGUGAUUGACAGACAAAUACAUUGAUGAGGUAAUCUCAGACACUGGUUACACUCAAUCGUACAUAAUGUACAGUGGAACCUCUCAAGACCGGACCCUCUGUAAACCGGAAUUCCCUCAAAACCGGAUGUUUUACAAUCUUUCUAAAAAAAUUUUACCUCUCUAAACCGGAUCCCUCUAAAAACUGGACAUUUGUCUUGGUCCCAAGGGUGUCCGAUUUAGAGGGUUUUCACUGUACAUAACAGUGAAUGGUACAGAUAGUAAAUAUAAUAAAUAAUGACAAGAGGGGAAGAGCAAGCAAAUAGGCAAAAACGGGCGGUGGCGAUCGUACAGUUUCUAUAAAGUAUCCCAUUUUGAAGCAUGUUCAUCACAUUAAUAACACUAAGAACCGGUUUUACAAAACGUAAUUUUUCGUUUCCAGUUAGCUGUAACGUUUGUAGUCCCAAUUUUCAGAGCGAGUUUAAAGAUCCACAGGGCCUGUAGCACAAAUAGCGGCGUGCCUUCCCAGGAUAUAUAUUUUGCAACCCCCUCGGGGAGAGGGGAAAAUAAAUGUACACAUCACCGCGGAGCUCCCUGAAACUCGGGCCUCGUAGCACGUGCUACUAGGAUAAACUGGCUCUGUCUGUUUUGCUAAGAAGACUAUGUCGAUAUGAAAUUUGGAUCAGUUGGGAUGUAUAUUUCAAAGUUUAUUAUUUGUAGUUUGUUGCAAUACCAGUAGUUUUCAGUUGUAUAUUCAAAUUAUACAUUAAACACCAUUCUUAUUUUUUAA
Gigantopelta aegis is the source of this 5676-nucleotide messenger RNA. RefSeq lists its product as uncharacterized. NCBI's taxonomy places the organism in Eukaryota, Metazoa, Mollusca, Gastropoda, Neomphalida, Peltospiridae. The transcript is spliced from 2 exons. Gene Ontology annotation, biological process: regulation of DNA-templated transcription. Gene Ontology annotation, molecular function: RNA polymerase II cis-regulatory region sequence-specific DNA binding; DNA-binding transcription factor activity, RNA polymerase II-specific. Bases 115 to 4773 code for a protein of 1552 amino acids. The record is from RefSeq and is a predicted model, not a curated record.